Messenger RNA from Rhagoletis zephyria (snowberry fruit fly), 2647 nucleotides. Its product is annotated as zinc finger protein 501. The record is from RefSeq and is a predicted model, not a curated record. Gene Ontology annotation, molecular function: DNA-binding transcription factor activity, RNA polymerase II-specific; RNA polymerase II cis-regulatory region sequence-specific DNA binding. NCBI's taxonomy places the organism in Eukaryota, Metazoa, Arthropoda, Insecta, Diptera, Tephritidae. Gene Ontology annotation, biological process: regulation of DNA-templated transcription.
UUUUGAUAGCUUGACACUGACCAGCCCAGCUGGUUUGUUUUCUUUUCCUGAAAAUUUUUCAUCCUUGAGCGUCGAAUUUUAUAGAAAUCAAAAAAAUACCCAUUUAAAAUGCAUAUUAUUGGUAUUACAAUAUGAAGAUAAAUACUUGGUGAAAUGUAAAGUGUUUUUCUAGUGGAGUUUUUGUAGUUUUGUUGUGAAUACAUAUAGUUGAAAACGGACGGGUGGCACGUUGCUUUUGCAGACUGCCUAAAAUAACAAUUGAACGGCAUUUUAUGAAUUUGUGGUCCAAACGCAGACAAUAAAAAUAUAAACUAUAUCGAUUUUCUCCGAUACCUCAUGAAAGAUGCACCUCAAUCACGCUACUGCAAUGGCUAACUACCAGCACUAUCCGCCGCCGCAGAUUUCAACGCACGGUGGCACGCCCACCACGGUGCAACAGCAUACUACUAUAGCGACGGGUAGCACACCAUUUACGCUGCAUCAGUUGACUGCUGUGCAAGCCAUACAACAUCCGACACACCAGGCUAUGCUACAUCCGCAACACCCACUGGUACACCUACUCGAUAUUUCCUCCACGAAUACACCGAAUCCAACUCCAUUGCCACCGACUAAAAUCGAAUUGCCGGAACCCGAACCUAUUGAAGUGAAAAUAGAUGAUCCGCGCAAAAAAAAGGAAUGCCACGUCUGCAAGAAUAAAUUUCGUCAGUUAACUACUUUGCGCAAUCACAUGAAAAUUCACACAGACGAGCGGCCGUACAAGUGUAAACAUUGCGAUAGAGCUUUCCGUCAGAUUUCAACGCUCACCAAUCAUGUGAAAAUUCAUACCGGGGAAAAACCGUUUACAUGCAAUAUUUGCGCUAAAGAUUUUCGCCAGCAAAGUACACUAAUUAACCACAUCAAAACUCAUAAAGAAUCGAGUACCCCAACCUCAUUACUCAACUAUCAGCCUGGUACAAAAUUGAAUCAUCGCAACUCCAAAUUGGCUCAAAAUCAAAUGGUAGACUAUCAAAAUCGAUCCAUUACAAAAACACUUUACACUGGCAGCUAUAGCUCACCGCAGGCCGACGAGCUGGUAAAACCCUAUCAGUGCAAUGUUUGCAAAAGACGUUUUCCGCAGCUAAGUACGUUACACAAUCAUGAGCGGACACACAUCGAUCCCAAGCCGUAUAAAUGUGAAACAUGUGACAAAUCCUUCAGUCAACUGGCCACUUUGACAAAUCACAAAAAGAUUCAUACCGGUGAUAAGCCGUACGCUUGUUCCUUUUGUUCCAUGCAAUUCCGACAGCAGAGUACUCUAACCAACCACAUGAAGACCCACACCACAGCCGCCAGCAAUGCAAACGCAGUGUCAACUACCACCACCACAAUGGCAGCCCCACACGGCAUCAACCACAUGACUUCAACACUGGUUGCACAAGGAGAACAUCCCCAACUAAACAACAUGGUACAUCAACAAUUGCAAGCAGAGCAUCCAUUAUUGCAUUUCCUCGAUAGUAACACAACUGUAAGCACCAUUGUUCCAAAAGAGCCGUUCAAUCCCAACACCAGUCGUCGUUUCAAAAACGAGGCAGAUAGCUUAAUGUUGGAGAGCCCUGAUCGCCCUUUUCCAUGCGCUAUUUGCCGCAAAGCUUUCUCACAACAGAGCACCUUAGCCAACCACAUUAAGACGCACACCGGUGAGAAGCCAUAUAAGUGCAAAGUGUGCGAGUCGAACUUCCGACAACUGUCCACCUUGAAUAACCAUCUGAAAAUACAUACUGGCGAAAAGCCUUACAGCUGUUCCUAUUGCCCUAAACAAUUUCGGCAGAAAAGCACUCUUAUUAAUCAUGUCAGGAUUCAUAAUUGUUAAAAACGCCAUGGAAAUAUUAUUCAAACAAAAAAAAGCAAUGAUGAAGAAGCUAAUGUUAUAAGACACAAGAACAAUUGCCAUGUUGGCCAGCAAUCCCAAUAAAAGAGAACAGCCGAUAAUAAUAACCCAUAGACCCAACAGAUAAAUAUGUAUACAAAGAUGACUGUAUCAAAACGUAAAUACGAGGUAAUGGAGAAAACUAUUAAAAACAAUAAAACAUUGUAAUUUCGAUGUUAAAACUAACUAUAACCAGCUGCUAAACGUAAUGAGUUACUUACUGCUGUGCAAUAUGUAUUGUCCAUGUAAAUUAAUUAUAUACUAAGGAGCCGCAUGAGUAAGUAGAAAAUAAUGUAUACAUUUAUAGAUUUGUGGCAAAGUUACAAUUUAUAAGAGUAAAAUGAUUUGAUGAAGUACACGACACGAACUUUUGGUAGCAUGAAUUCGCCGUCAAAUCGCCAGGAAAGGACAAAAACAAAACUCUUUGGGGAAUUUGUACGACGUUACAACAACAAAUCAAAUCUUAUUUUGAAAUGAAUGCCAGGUUAUAGGUUAGCUGAAAUUUCGCGAUACUGAAAUCGUGUACCCCAAUGGAAAACAAAAUAUUUAUUAAAUAUAUUAUUUUUAGCAUUUUAGAAUAAUCCGACGCAAAUAAUUUCAGUUGUGUCAAUAGAUAUGAAACGUAUGAUCCUGUCCGCACAGUAAUUGCCACCACCUUACCGCAUGAUCCAUAUUCAUAUACAUAUGUACAUACAUACAUUACUGCAGCAGCAACUCCCAAGAGUUUAUGAGCUACAAAAA